CUCUCCCUCUCUUUCCAUGUCUUUCUGGUCUUCUGUGUGUGAGGACUCUGUGACAGCUUUUCCUGCUGCUUGUAGUGAACGGCUGAAAGGGAGUCAGACUCAAACUGAGGCAGACGCUUACACUGCUCAACGGUUAUUGGUCUAAAUGUUUUGAAUGGUCAAUUCUGGACUAAACUUCCCAAGACGUCUGAUGAAGUGUCUGAUGCUGCAGGACAACAGCUUUGAGAUUUAUAUGUGGCACUCUACUGUUGAUCAGUCAGCCACCUUGUCUUCUGCAGUCCUGGAAAUUAACAUAGUUUGUCGAUUAAGGGAAGACGAAGACCCAAGAUAUUCUGAGCAAACAAGGCCAAUGAGUGAGAAGCUUGAUCCAUCUAAAAAAAAUUAAAAUAAAAAACAGUGCACCAUGAGGAGAAACUGACUGCUUUACAUGUAUGUGUACAGCAAUGAUGUCAGACAGAGAACAAAAGCUAGCAAGAAAAGCCAAAGUCAGCAGGAGGUGUAGUGGAUGGGAUAUAAAAGAGGAGCGUGGGGACACAGGAAGUGUGGUUUGGAAACACAGGACAAAGCCAGGAUGAAUGUGAAAAGGAAGGAGAUGGAUUUCUUGAGCAACACUAUUGCUGCUUAUGCUCAUGUUAAAGCCAAUCCAGAGAGUUUCGGCCUUUACUUUGUCAUCGGCGUCUGUUUUGGCCUGGUGCUCACUCUUUGCCUCUUGGUCAUUCGGAUUUCCUGCAAGCCUCGGACCACUACGGCGCCCCCUACGCCAGAGAAAAAACAUCUGAAAGACUAUAGUGAGGAGGAGGAGGAAGAAGAUGAGGAGAGCGAUGACGAGGAGGAGGAAGAUGCAGUAGGCCUGGAGUCCACUAUCCAGCACAGCACCACAGAGAUCCCCAUGAGCAACCACCUCAUCACGCCGGACGGGACUCUGAGCAGGAACGUGUUCACCUCAGCUGAGGAGCUGGAGCGGGCACAGCGAUUGGAGGAAAGGGAGAGGAUCAUCAGGGAAAUCUGGAGAAACGGACAGCCGGAUAUUCUGGGAACAGGGACAGGCACUAUUGGAAGAGUGCACUACUACUAACACUCCUGAACACAAACUCAAGCCAUUUCACUGGUUGAGUGCAGUACUGUUAAUGGACAGAUUUUCCAAAUACUGAUGUUAUUGUUAUCCUACAGACCAUGGGUACAGCUGUUCUGUAUGCAAUAUUUGGUUGCUGUCAGUCCCCAUGUCAUGGUGCUUAUAAAAAAGUAAUUUUAAAGCACAAAUUUAGGCUUUGAUGUUGUUCAAAAAUUAUUUGUGAAUUGUACAUGAUUAUUAGAAGCUCAGUGAAAGUAAAUGCACUUUUGCACCAUGCCAUUAAUUCUGUAUAGAUUUUUUCCUUGUCCCCCCCCCCCCCCCCCGUCAAAUCAUGUAGUAACCCUGAACAGUAAUUAAAAUUUGCUGCAGAUGAGAUCAUUAUUUUCAUGAUUUAUACUAAUUUGUCUAAAUAAAUAAUAAUAAUAAAAAAGCUAAAGUUAAUUGUUUCUAAUGCAACAAUGUGAAAUAGCAAAUAGGCAUCACGACAUUGUAAUUUAUAUGAAAACUAGAUAUUACUUUUGAGAUUUACAAUGUAUUUCAAGAUUAAUUGUGAGAGAUAGAUCGUAAAAUGUGAAAGUAAAAAAUGGGCCGUUUGAAAUAAGCCUGCACAAAAAAAAAAAAAAAAAUCCAGUAUCAAUAAACUUUCAAAAUGUCUAACAACUCAUAACUGAUAUGGUGCCAAUAUAUAUUGUGGAUUCCUAAAUGAGAUAUACCUCUUUAAAGGGAAUGUGAAUACGAAGAGCUCAUGGUAAGAUGUGUUUGAUUUAAUUAUCAUUGAGCUUUACAUUCAGCGAAAAUACUGAAACUCAAACAUUUAGACCAAAGCAUACCAAUAAAUGUUUACAGAGGACAGAAUGCUAGUUUUCUUGUAAAACAACUUUUUGUCAUUGUACUUUUCUCAUUGAACUUGAGAACUGCUCACAGGACACCUAAUAUGUUAGGAACCCACAUGACAUCAUAGAUGAGCCCGGAAAAGUCAAGAAUUUGAGUCUGUUUUGAUCGAUGGUACUGUCAACACAGUAAUUCAACCUACAAACCUUACAGACAUAUUUCUAUUCAGAAUUAGUCUGUAUGUCAUUAAAUAUAGUCUAUUCCCAAUGAUUAGUCAGACUGUGAAGAUGUAUUCCACAUGGCUUCCAGAUGCUGUUUUCAGUCUAAAGGGAAAUUAAAUCCACACCAGUCUCGCUCCACAUCUUCACCUAGGGAAACUGGACUUUCACAUUCUGGUUAGUGUCAAAGCAAAGCCUUUUCACGUCAUUCAGAGCUUUUCAACGACAUUUGGGGUGUAAUAAUUGGUCACAAAUGACCUGGAGCCAAUCAAAUUGUGUUUUGUGUCAUUUGAUAAGAUUCUUUUCAAUCAGGUCAUGGGGUUAGGAAAAGUGCAUAAAGGCUGCGUGCAUUUGAUACCAGUUCUGUAUUUGUACAAUUGUAUAUUUCACUCACAAAAAUAAAGUUAUUUUGUUUUAUAUUGUAAAACAGACAAAGAAUUUGUGC
Carassius gibelio (silver crucian carp) is the source of this 2566-nucleotide messenger RNA. Its product is annotated as protein eva-1 homolog B. Bases 506 to 1075 code for a protein of 189 amino acids. Lineage: Eukaryota; Metazoa; Chordata; Actinopteri; Cypriniformes; Cyprinidae. The record is from RefSeq and is a predicted model, not a curated record. The transcript has 6 exons.